AUGGCGCCCGUCAAAAGGAAAUUAUACCAGCGCUUGCUGUUCCUUCUCGUUUUUCUUCCAAUCUCAGGUAAGCAGCGUUUUUAAACACGGUGUUGUUUGAGAGUUAAAGCGGUGUUUGGUGCAUCACUGUGGCUGUCCGUGACCUGUGUGUUGGACGGUGGACCCUGAACAGGAGCUGAGGACAGAGUUUAAAGCUCUCCUGUGAAACUUUACCGCGUUAACGGUCAACCAACGAGUAUUACCGUAAAGUUUAGAGCCGCUCACCUCUGAAGAUGAAUAAAUUAGUUUCUUUUCUGGUUUGGAUCACCUGUGAGUCGUCUUAAGUUGUGUUUAAGGUACAGUUAUUCAUUUUAAACCUCACGAAAUGUUAUUAUCGGAAUAAGAAUUUAAACCCACUUCUACUAAUGGUUUCUGUUAUUGUUGCUCCUGAGUUUAAUCUUACCCUGACCAACUAAUUAGUAGUCUACGAAAGGCAUGCGUAAAAAAAGAUGGAUAUCUAAAGAUUUGUGAGGUAUUUUGUAAUAUCUAACAGUCAUAUCAAUGCUUUAAUUGUGGAGCUAAGUGACAAAAUGAAAAAGAUUCUGGAAGUAUUGAAGUAGAAGUUAGCAACAGUGUGGGCUAAGAGUUUCUCACUGAGGACUGAGGUCUCAACAGUAGUGUCAGUCCAUCAUAAAAGUGUGUGGCCUACAGUACUGAUACAAGUUCAAUACACCUCCUAUCAAAAUUAAAGAUGGUAUAGGCCAUCCAUUUUUAUCCAGUUGUAUUUUCAGGAAGCAACUUUUAAUACCUGGAACUCCAGCACAUCACCAUCAACCAAUAUAACUUAGUUUAAAGAACAUUUUUCACCUCUUUGACCAUGCCAACAAAAACUAAAAAUGUUCUAGCUUCUCAAAAGUAGAUUUUGUGGUAUAGCUGUGGCAUUGGGAUGCAUUCGUUCUCAUAUCACUUGUGUGUUUGUAUCUGAUGUAUCUACUCUGAAUGAAAGUAAGAGCCUUCCAACAAUGUGUACUAUAAAUUCAAAAGAUAGAUAGAUAGAUAGAUAGAUAGAUAGAUAGAUAGAUAGAUAGAUAGAUAGAUAGAUAGAUAGAUAGAAAGAUAUGUAUGUUAAGGCCAUAUAGGAUUAAAACACUGUUUCGAAGCUCACUUUAAUGCAACAUUAUGUAAGAGCUCAUGCCGAGGAAUCAGUAAUAGGUUUCUGUACACACUAAAGGGACUAAUAGGAUCAACUGUUUCACCUUCAGCCAGUGACUUUAUGAGCCAUAAGUAAUUGGAUUAAAGGGGAGCAGAAAGACUCUAUGACUCUACAAUGUGAUUACUGUACAGGACAUUAGACUUCAUGCUGGCGGGCCUCCAACCCUCUCAAAUGUGAUUAUUUAGCUUUUUAAUCUUUGUCACACAUGAAUUCAUCUGAAUCUACAGCCUCCAGUAAGUGUAACCAGUGCGAUAUACAGUAGAUCACACAUUCAGGCAGAUAUAAGAUUCACCUCAGAAGACAGAUGGUAGAUCAGAGUGGAAAUUCUUCAGAAGUUUGUGAAUGCCUGUUUGUGUCUUUCUCUGCCCUUACUGAUGACCCCAUGCUGAUAACCACCCUCUUCUCCUUUUUCUCUCACAGGUGUUUUAUGCUUUAGUGAGUUAUUUUUCAUCAAGGAGCCUCAUGAUGUCACUGUCAUGCGGAAAGAAGCUGUUAUUUUGGACUGUCAGGCACAUGGAGAGUCACCAAUCGAUGUCAGAUGGUUGAAAAAUGGAGUAAAAGUCGUGGAGAAUGAACGGGUGUACCUGCUCGCCAAUGGCUCACUUUUUAUUUCAGAGGUGGAGAGCAGAAGAGGAGACAAAUCAGAUGAGGGGCUCUAUCAGUGCCUUGCUCAGAACAAGUUUGGAGCAAUCCUGAGCCAGAAAGCCCGUCUUACAAUCGCAAGUGAGUAUCAUGCUGGAGUCAUACUGGGAAAGUCAACAGUGUGGUGUGUUAUGUUCAUGCUGCUUGCUACCUUUAACUUGCAAAACUCACAAUGCUGGCUUCAGUUCUCCCUGCAUGAGUCAUUCAUGGAAAUGCAAACUUUUAAACAUUUUUCAUUCAUAGAUUUAUAAACAUGUAGCUGUGUCUUGUUGCAUUUAGACCAUCUUUGGUUGUGGCGUGGAGGAAGAGGGACAAAGCCUUCAAAGUAAAAGCCCAAAAGAUUGGGUUUUGGAGAGGAAUAUGCCCAUUGGUGUGUUAAUGAAGGAGUAGCAGAUCUGAAAGGUUAGGAGCUGUCCAGGAUACUGGCGCUCCAAAGCUAAAGAGCAGAUGACCCCUAUUCACAGGCUGAGGCUUUCAUGUUAUUGCACUCUGAUCGCUUGAGGAAUUGUUCUUUUGGAAUGCUUUCUCCUCCCGUGCCGUGCAAGUUGGCCUCAUAUUUUAAAGGGGGGAGGUAGAGAAGCUCCAGGCAGAGUUGGUCUUUUGGGACCUUAUAUCCCCUCCUCCCACACCACAGGCCAUGCAUCUUGCUGUGCCACUUUUACAGAAUGUAUGUUGAUCCUUUAUCAGAACUGCCAUCUGUCCUUAAACAUGCAUCUUUAACAUUCCAGGGGAGAUGCUGAAAUUAAAUUUCCUGGGGAAUUUGAGGACACUUUUGUGCAUGUUUUUGAUGGAAUAGUAAUUCAUGUUUCCAUGUAGUUCCCAAACAAAGUUGUUUACUUGGAGGUCCAUUCAUCUUAAGUGAUAGAUGUCAUCAUAGAUCACUAGGGGUAACUUUUUAGGAGUUUCUUUCUGUAAAUGAAUGAAAAUAAAUGUAAAUGCUGUAUUAAUAUACAUGCUGAAGCUGUCUCCUCUGAGACAGGUAUUCCUCAUCUUUGAGGAGCAAUAGAAGCUUGGAACACUUUCAGCACUGGGCAUUUUUUUUGGCUAAUGAAACUUUAUGGCCAAAUCAAGUGAAGCUGUUGGGAGUCACAGGGCGGUUUUCAGAGCAACAUAAUUUGUUAUGAGGCUGCAUUCGUAGUGCUCUCUGGUAGAGGUGUCAGUUGUAAAACAGAUAUUGUCUGAAACUUGACUCAUAUAAAUAGUUUUAUUAAUUAAUAGAGUAGUUUAUCUGCUUUAUAGUUUGAGGUUAAAAAGGUGGUAAAGGCUGCCAGUAAGCUUUACUAGUUUGUUUUAAAAUGGCACUUAGACCUGCUCGAGGGUCUAUCUGGAAGCUCAUAAAGUUUGCACAUACCUGAGAAAUGCUCAGUUGAAGGACACAGUGGUAGCAGUGGGGGUUGUUGCGAGUGUGUGCACACACACGUACGCACACACACACAAAUGUGAAUUACUGUUUCCCAGUACCACUGCCUUUACCCUGAGUGUCUAAAUGACCAAACUUUAUUGCAGCCCUCACCAGGUCAGUAGGGGCUGGAGGCUUCGCACACAAUUGCUUUCUGCCUCACUACUCUGGUGAAAGGGUGAAAAGCUUUUCACUCUGGCUGUCCAUAUUAACCACCCUGCUUGCAAAAGAAAAGGCUUUGUUUGGGGGCAAUUGUUUUCAUGGUAUCAGUGGACAGAACAGCUGGACCUGUUCAACUCUGCAAGGCUAAUUAAAUUCAUUUUAUAAGGUAGAGACCAGAGUUUGAUUGUAAGUUUACAUUGUAAAAAAAAAGGUCCUGUUCAACAGCAUGUGUCACUUAUGUUCCAUGCUAUGUCAUUUGAAGCAGUAUUUUAGCUUGAGAAAAAGUGCACAUGAAAUAUUAUUAUUUAUUACAAACAUUUUGACCUGCAUUUCACAUGGUUCUGAGGCCUUCACACAUAUUUCUUAUAAGCUGAAAGAUGGAUUGUGCAACCUGCACCUUUAAUGGUCUUUUUAAUCCCACAUGGCCAUAUGUUGAAGCUGUGGACUUACUGAUUGCUCUUUAAGGAAUGUGAUCGCAAUGAUGGAGAGCAACUUUAAACAUUGUCUUGUUGAAGCACAAAGGUGAGAGGGGAUUUGGCCAUGAUGAAACGGAAUGUGACACAUGAGCCUCACCAUGUGACUUUUGUCAAUAGACUCCAGAUUGAUGGGGAUUUCAGUGUGGAGAUUACCCCCCUGAGAUGACUUCCUUUUUUUAGUUUUUUGAACAUAGUGUUUCUGGGUACAAACUUAGGAAAAUUCUAGUUCUAAUAAACAUUUUUGUUAGUGCUUUGGCCUCAUAUUGGAUCCCAACAUUUUAAUAGUCGAUAAAAUGUGCAACUUCAAUUCUGGACACUUAUAAAGUCAAGUCAGCUGAAGAGGAAGUGCUGUAGAUACUUGGGCUUGGUGUUUGACAAUCACCCACCACUGGCUUUGUAUACAUCUGUGUGAUGUGUCCCAUUUACUGAUGCAGCUCACGGUUAAAGCUCUUCACUUGUUCAUGACUGUGUUUUCUGAGUAUGAUGAGAGUAUAGAGCUUAUAACUACAAUAGAUAUGCCAUGGUGUUCUACAUGGCAGCUUUAGUCUGCUUUUUUGUCACUCUGAUAGUAGUUGGAGUCUUAAAGGAGGUAUAAGAGCUGAUGCUGCUUCGUAACCAAAUCUGACCAAAUCUAACCUACUCUUGGGCUCUAGGAUAGCUCCACGGCUUUAUCUCAGGUUGCUAAGAUAGAGGGCCCGACUUGCACCAGCUAAGCACAAUUAGAAACCCCAAUAAGACGAAAGUAAACGUUGCACAGUGUGAACCGUGUUGUGAAUGAAAGAAAUGGCCCUAAGUGAGACAACUCAAAGCCUGGGAUCUUAUUUUUCUCCUCUGCUGGACACGAAAGGUUACCAUGGUUCCCCUGAACGGCAGGCCCUGAGGUCAAAGGUCCUUUUAAAUUGUUCAAUAGAUGGAGGGGCAGUGAGACAGAGCACAGGACUUAAACCUUUCCUACAAAAAUACUGGAUUUUCAUCUAGAUUUAUCAGUUGAUGCAUCUCUCAUCAAACUGUCUUGAUUUUGCUCUGAUAAUCGUCUCUCUUAUCUAUUGAUUUUAAUUGUAUUUCUCCAACAGAUUUUUUUGUAAUUCUCCAUGAAAAACUAGAUUUCUAUUAAAAAAUAAUAAUUACAAACAGAAUUUGUCUUUUUCCAGAUUGACUUCCUUUCCUUCGUGUGCUGAUAUGGAGAUUAAAGACAAUGAAGCCACUGUGUGUGCUGAGUGAAGGGUCACUGUUGAAUGAUUGGAAAACUUUGUGGCAGAGAUAAGGGAUGGGAGGAGGGGGCUAAACACUUCUUCUUCCAACACUACUCCCCCACUGCCCGGGCAGUGCUUUGAGAGGUCACGCCGCUCAUGGGAAUAGUUCUUUGUUUAGCCAGGCCAGUGGUCACUUGACUGUCCUGCAGCCUGAGAGCAGCAGCAGCACAUCUGCCAGCCAGCUCAUGAUUGAUUUGUGAGCUUUUUUUAAGCUCUGCAUUCUUCUGCUGCUUGCUUAUCAGCCGUCUUUUUUCUUAAAGCUUUUAUUUAUGUUCAGUGGGGGUCAUCAAGCAUUGUUGACUAGCCAUUACUCAUUAGAUAAUGCUUUUUUCUGUCAUGAUGAGAAUUAAAACUAUCUUCUUUGGCAUAACCAUGCUGUGCACCAUGGGUCAGUUCAGGGAAAAGGCCUGCAAGAUGGAUGUAGGUUAAACUUUGGAAAAUUGUUUCACCGAUUCUGUGGCGUUUUUUUCAUCGGUCUCCUGGUGCUGAGGCCAUCAGUUGAGUAUGUAGCCUGCAGAAUCAGGAGAGGAUGAUCAAUUUUAAUGUCUUCCCUAAAAGAUUAGACCCUGGGGGAAGGGUGGGUUGUGUUGGGGAUGGUUAGGGGCAUCAUACCAUUCAAGAGGCUCCAUGUCGGCCAGAAAAAGCUUGGCAGUAAAUACAACUGAUAACAAACUGCUGCUGUCAACUAAGCAAGGUUGAAAUCAGUGUCAGUUGCCAAAUACAUUUAUGCCCAUUUUUUAUGUGUUUUUAAAAGAUAAUGUCUGUGUUUGAAAUGAGGUACAGAUGUACAUGUUUUGGAGAAAGAGUUAGACAACAUUUUAGAGUGAAGAGCUAAAUGGACUUUCAAGGUGCAUGUUGGCUAAGAAACCGAGCAGAGGCGAGAAGGCUGAACUAAUUCCUGGUAUUUUUAAGGGAAUCUUUGUUUUGGCCUGACCUGUCCACUGACCUUCAGUUUGUUGAGCUCCUAGCAUCAGGAGGCCCAUCUGUUGCGAGCUAAAGUGAGCCAAAUAGUUUUAAUCUUUCGGUAUAAUUUUGCCCGUAGGUUGAUCAGAAUGUUAAAAGAAGAUUUCUUCUAUUUUUAAGUUUGAAUUUGAACUCAGAAAAUCACUAAAUUUACACUGAGCUAUUGCUUUAAUUCAACAUGCCACAUCACUUGUAGUAAAAUUAUGCUGAGGCUUUUCUUACCUUAAAAGAGAGCUGUGCUGGAAAUAAACGCUGUAAGUUAUUAUCCUGCAAUCAUUUCAAACUGUAAUUUAAUGCCCUGCAGCUGCCGGACCUCAUGUUGUGUUCUAGUUGUUGAAUCACAAUCAAAUGUCAGAAACUAUUGAUAAUUCAGAAUAGCACAUAAUGACUAAAGCUUCCGGCAUGAACAGAGGGAUUUCUAGGCAGUUUGCAGGCCAGCAGUAAGUCACCGCGCCUCUGGUUUCAGGUAAUCAUGCAGUUGGGUGAUCACCCAAGUUGGGUGCUAACCAGGAUUUGUGGGGGUCAAAGGUGAGAGGUGGAACUGCUGGAAAGAGCAGAUUGUUGGAAAUUUUCCUUGCGCUUUUGGGGAAUAGGCCGAAGAAUUCAUUCUGAUAGAGUUGGCUGAUAUCGCAAAAUAGACACAAGGCUUUGUGUUUGGUAUUAUUGUGAAAAAAUGGAAAAGACACAAACUUUUUAUUUUAUUUUAGUCCUAACACACCAAAAAAUAUAACAGAUGUUACAGAUGAUUUUAGGAUAAAGUAAAGGUGGGACACAGCGUCAUGGUAGCCUCGAUCAUAUAUUCUACACAACAUUAGACCCCCCCACUGUAAACAUAAUUGCUCAAAGAAGGUCAGACUCCUAGACCAACACUCCACAAGAGCAAGCAGAUAUAGAUUUUCCUCCUUGUCUUAGUAGUUUAUCAAUAAUCAAUGAUUAUCCUGCUGCUUGUCAGUCCAGCACCAUUUGGCUGAAUGUAAAGACAAAGCAGUGAGGCAGAGGGUGAGUGCAGCUCAGCUCCCAUGCCCUGCAGUCAUAUCACUUCAGCACCUUGAUGGCACUUUUGUAAGAGCUUGCGUAAACACAGGGGGGUGGUAGAGGGUGGGCAUGUGAACAUGAGUGAAGCAGUGGUUAGGAGUGCCUCUCUCACUUCUGUCAUCCCAUGAAACAAACACAUUGGAGCUCAGAGGGGUAACAACUUUAGACUGAUUUUAAGAAAGAGCUGGAUAGUACUGACUUUUGACCUGUGCUCAAAAAUGAAUGUUAUUAUGCACAUACACAAGUUCUUCCUCAGAGUAUGUAAAAAAAAUUAACCUAAUUACAUCUAUAAUCAGUGUCUUUUCAACCCACUAGUCCACUCUAUUGUCUUUUAAGUAAAUCUGGUUGUGUGGAAACUAAAAGGAGCCAACAGCAAUCAUUACAAACUCUUUGUUUUUUCCCUCUUAGAACUUGUCAGUGGAUGUAUCGAGGAUCAAUACAACAAUCAGCAGCAGAAAUCCCAGUUUAUACUUACUUUUAGUCUAUACUUUUAUUAGAGCAACUGGAACUAUCUCAUUUGCUCUGGUUGUGUAGAUAUAUCAGAUUGAUUCAGAGGCGAGAUGCUGUAACUUGUGUAAAAGUUAUUAGUCACCGAGUCAGAGCUCUCCUGCUGUUUGACACUACAACACCUGGCAACACUGUUUACACACAGCCGUCUAUCACGGCCUUUAUAGACAACACAGCGUGUUUAUAACUCAGGGGAUAUUUUUGUAAAGGUAGAGUGAAUCGUGGGAUUUUGUAGGACAUCUCUUCAGAAAAUAAUGUUGAAAAACAGGAUGGAUUCUUACGUACAAACCUUUUGGGUGCAAAGCUAAAUUAUAUCUUUUUACCUUUUGUGCAUUGUAUUUCUUUUAAUAUUGUAUCAAGUAUCUCUCUUAGUUUUUUAUUCAAUGGCACUCAACAGGUUGUGAUAAAAAAAAAAGUAUUUGGGAUGUUUUUACAUUGAAUUCUGGACAAUCAAAGAUUUGAGUUUGUCAAAAACCUGGUUAACGAGCACAGCAGUGUGUUUAUCACUUACUAUAGAUGUGAUUGUUUCAUCCUUGAGCUUGCAGAAAGACUCAAAACAGACACACCAAACUAGAAAAAAGUAAUUUGGCUUAAUAUAGAGUUGUAAAAAUGCAUUUUUUUUAUCCACUGGAUAAAAUAAUUGAUCUGUUGAUUUGGCUGUAUUGCUCACAUAGAUUUUAUGAGUUAUUGAUAAUAAUGGAUUACAGUUUAGCUCAUUGAAACGUUGACUGUUUUUUUUAAACCUCAGAAUUGGCUUUCUACCACAGUGCAAUUGAUUUCCUGUAUUUAUUUAUUGACUUCAGUCUUGACCAGCUUUUUGGACACAGAGGGGAUAGUACAUCUAAGAGUGAAGUAAAUGGCUCUCAGAACUGAUGUGGCCAAGGGGGAACGGCUUUCAAGAGAACUUAAAAAAACACAACAUCAAUUAAAAGCAUACAUAGACUGCUGCUGUUUGCUCCACUAUAGAAGGCCUCAUUGUGAUUCACUUUGGGCCUCUUCUGCUUGCUGCUCAGCUGGUGGCUGACAACAGCUCAGUUUCAGGGAAACUCUAUCCAUGCAGGAUGUAGCUGUCUCACUCCAGUCAUCACUUUCUGCUGCACUCAGCAUGCCUGUUGCUUUGUAGGUAAUCUCUUUUUUUGUCAUCUUCUCGAUCUAAAGGAGAUGGCUGAAGGUCUAAAACACAAAAACAAUUUUAACCAUGAGUCCAAAGUAAGGGAUUGAUCGUAUGUUAAUUUUGGUCAGUACAGGUGUUUCAACAGGCUCUGAUUUAGAUUGAGAUAAAGAUUAGACCUCUUUUGUGUCUUAGUUUUAUGUCCUAGGGAGUUUUGUAGGGGGUCACAGAGUGAAAAACAGCACCAGUUUUCACUACAAGUAAAGACCUCAAGGCAAAGGCGUCUCCUUUGACUUCACCUUUCAAGGAAAGUGCACAAGAGAUUAAGACUUGAAUGCUACUCCUGGUUAUAUGUAGGGACUCAACUAUACAAGGCACAUUGAGCUUUGUGUGUUGUUUAAAGCUGUGCUAAUUCUUCUAUGACUGCCUUUGGCAAAUAAACCACUUUACCUUGGGACUGGGGAAAUUAAUACAUUUGACAGUUUUUUACUUCAACAGUCAUUAUUAAUCAUAUGAAGUAAUUGUUUUCUGUUAAAUAGUCAUAAUGUGGUUUAAUUUCAUAUAACCACCAGGUAACUAUUCUGUAAACUGUCCAUAACUCAGCUCCCAACUAAAUAUACAAACAAGCAGACACUUAGAGUAAAGACACUUAGUAUAAAUGAUUUUAUCAAUGUUAACAUGAUUUACUGAUACAGCUAAAAAAAAAACAGUCCCUCAGUUUGGAUGGUUGACGGUACCAUGGCAACAGGAUUCCUAUCAGCUUUUUUAAUGUGUGAAAUGAACAUUGAACUUAAGAUUUACAUUGACAGUAAAGUCAAAGCAUCAGUGUGUUUCCGCUGGCAUUUACACCAGAUCAGCACCCAUAUGAGGUCAUUUUCCCCUGAACUUUUCAGUAAGCAUUUUCUUCUCACUUAACCAGUUCUGCAACACAACCAAAGUCCAGACUGUGAUGCAGUUCGUGGUUGCUAUGACUCAGCUUUGUGUAUUUUAGCAUCCCUUGCUAAAUUUCUGUGCUGUUUUGUCACUUGUUGUGUUCGUUUCUCUGACUGGUCACCCACUAAAGACAAAUCUAUUGUUUUUGCAUUAGAGUAAUAAUAAAAAGUUCUGCCUUCUUGUCUUUUCUAUCAGUGCUGUUUGAAAAGAGACAUUUUUUUAAUAGUCAGUAGGACAAAGUGAUAUCACAAACAGUUCACUGGCUGUUCUGUAACUCCUGUCUUUUAUCCAAUCAGAAUCAUGUAAUCCACACAACUGGGCGAUUAGUGAGAAAGCCAUGAAAUAAUCUAGAAGAAACGUAUUUCAAAUCCAGUUUGACAGGAGUCAUAUAGAACAUUUGCUGUCUGUUCAUGUGUGGUGUUUGUGAAAAGUAAUCUCUUGUUGUUCUGUUCUGCUCCAGGUAUCUCUACUUUUACAAUCCAGCCAAAGUCAAUAGUGGUGACUCAAGGCUCAGUUGCUAGGUUUUCCUGCAAAAUCAGUGCUCACCCUCCUCCAAUCAUCACCUGGGAGUUCAAUCGUGUCACAUUACCUCUCACCACUGAAAGGUAUGGACUCUGCUGUUUUCUGUUUUCCUUUAAAUGAUCUGUAUUAUCCUGUGGGUUACCAUUGCCCUUCAUUAGUGUUUAUUUACAUGGUAGAAUGCUGAUUUUUUUGUGCUUCUUACUGUUCUCCAGAAUCACAGUCCUGCCCAGUGGUGUUAUUCAGAUCCAUGAUGUUCAGCGCUCAGAUGCUGGAAAUUACCGCUGCAUUGCUACUAAUAUUGCCAGCCGUCGUCGAAGCAUGGAGGCCACCCUCACUGUCACCCCAGGUGUGUCACAAGAACUACGAUCUAACCACAUUUACAUGAUGGCUUAAUUGUUUCUCAGAAGGCUUAUUUUUUGAAGAAGAGCACAAAUGGAAUAUGUACAUAUGGGCGAUAAUACUCUGCAAAACUACAUGCACUAAAGCUGUCUUUCACUGCAGCUCCCACGCCGCAGCUUCCCCAGAGGCCUCGCAUCAUUGCUGGGCCACAGAACGUUUCAGUGUCACUGCACCAGACUGCCAUCCUGGAAUGCAUGGCCACAGGAAAUCCCAGACCCAUCAUCUCCUGGAGCCGUGCAGACAGCAAGUCUAUUGACGUUUACAACACUAAAGUUCUUGGAAAUGGUAACCUCAUCAUCUCAGACAUCAAACCACAGCAUGGAGGUGUCUACAUGUGCAGAGCCACCACUCCUGGCACGCGAAACUACACUGUCGCUGCAGCCAAUGUCACAGUGCUCGGUAAAGAUAUACAUCACAUGAAAGUUUGUGCUUAAAAUAAUUCCAGUGAUUACCUGGAAGCUUUCAUUAUAACCACCCUAUUUGAUGUUGUUCUUCUUAAGCACCACCUUCUUUGGUUGAGUGGCCAGAGAGCCUGACUCGUCCACGUGCUGGCACGGCCCGCUUUGUGUGCCAAGCUGAAGGAGUUCCAACGCCAGUAAUCUCUUGGCUCAAAAAUGGAGAGAAAGUUCACUCCAACGGCCGGAUUAAGAUGUAUAACAGGUAACCUUCUCUCCCUUCUAGAGAUACCAUGACCUGCUCUACUUAAAUGUCAAAUGUAGUUAUGUCCUUAUGCGCAGAGAUCCUAGAAACAGGAACCUGUGCUCCUUUAAGUUUAAAAUACUCAUUUAGCAGACUUUGUGGGCCAAUUUGGAACAAUUUAAAUAAAUAAUUCACAGUUGUCCUUACAGUAAAAAGGAAACUGAAUUAUUUACAGUACUGCAAAUAGGUUGCCGUCAUUCUACCUUUAAGUUGCUCUCACUCCUUAUUCAAGUGUCAGUGCUUGUAAAAUUAAUUAUAGGAUGAGUCCACCCUGGUGAUGAGCCUUUGCCAUCUGGGUGCAUGUUCUUCAUCAGCCUGUGUGUGUGUGUGUGUCCCUGUCCCAUAGCAAACUGGUCAUCAACCAGAUCAUCCCAGAGGACGAUGCCAUCUAUCAGUGCCAGGCAGAGAACGAGCAGGGAUCAGUCCUCUCCAUGGCCAGGCUCAUCGUGGUGAUGUCUGAGGAUCGGCCCAGUGCACCGAGAAAUAUCAGAGCUGACACUGUUUCGAGCUCCGCCAUCCUUCUGGCUUGGGAGAGGCCUCUGUAUAACUCGGAUAAAGUUAUUGCAUACUCAGUGCACUAUGUGAAGGCUGAAGGUGAGUGACAUGUAUGCGACAAAACAACAGAACAAGUUUAAGAAUUAUACUUUUACUGUUUUGGUAAAACAGGGAUAUAAUCUCCAGUUAAAGGAAACUAUUAAUAGGUUGAGAUUUCAUGUUUAUGGCCUUUGAAAGAGUAGUCUGUUCUUUCAGGCUUGUAAUAUUUCUGCUGAUCCAGGCAGCAGCUGAUAGAAAAAGCUCAACCCCCAAAUUUAUUUUAGUUUUCAAACUUGGUGUUAGUCUGAAACCAGGGAUAGCUGACUCUUGAGACUUCACAAGGCUGAUAAUCAGAUUUCACACUAUUUCUUCUUGAGGGUUUAAACAUCCAUUUCACAUCUAAAGAAGUCAGUCUUACACUUGUAAAGUAUGUGGAAAUUACUCCUCAAAGUCUAAGAAAACAACAGCGUGGUUACUUAAAUGCUGACAGGAAUUACAAAUUAGCCUUGGCUAGAAACUUGUAUGUGUGACAUCUACUUUGUCUACACUAUGAAGCAAUGUCCCAUGCAUUUGUCCCUGUCAAGUUAACAAUAAAGGAGAUUAAUAUUGGCUCACUGUGUGUUAUCAGUGCUAUAUUGGUGGUCAUGAGUUCAUUAAAAAAAGGAAGUCUUCUCAAAAAUAAGAGGAAAAACACAAAAAGUCCUUCUUAGAGCAUUGCCACAGGGAGUUUUAAGGUGGAGGUCCCUUCUCUGAUAAAAUGCAGGAUACAAACAAAACUGUUCACAAAAAGCACAAGGGUUGUAGUGUGGCAGCAAAAAAAAAGCCUUUCAGCUUUCCUGGGAACUCUUACCGCGAAGAGUCACAUUCAAACAAUACAACAUUUGAAAGAAAAACUCAGCUUUUUAAUUCAAGCAGUGCACUUCAUUAUAAUGCCACUGACUUUCAUUGGGGAUGUGAAAAGUACAGAAUUCAGCUGAGAAGAAAGGAACACCUGCUCAAUUUUGUUUAGGAUAAGGGGUCAAAAUAAAAAAAAAAACACCCUGACAAAUUCUCUGCUUUAUCCCUGAAUAACUGGAUUUGGAAAGGGUCUUUUUUCGUGCACUUAAGUUAGAUUUAGUGACACAAUUCCUUAGAAAGGUCCAUGCUGAAAAGCUUUCAGUUUGACAUUGACAGAGUAUCAGUCAGUUGCUCUGCACCUGAAGCCUGGCACUACAUGAGGCUCUAAUGAAAAGAGGAACUAAUUAGUUUGUGUGGUAGAGGGCCCAAAAGUGUGUAUUCUGCAAGAGCCGUGGGGGGUUGUGAAUUGGACAGGAGGGGAGACUUUGUUACACUUUUCAGUGAGGUCCACUGAAGCAUAGAGAGCAAAGAAAGAGCUCUCUUGUUUACUGCAUAAGUACCUUGUUUACCAGGUCAGAAAUCAAGCAAGCUGAGUCUUUGUCCUGGGCGAAAGUGUAACUUUUCAGUGAUUGUGCCUGUCUUAACUAAUGAUACAUCAAUACACACAAGGAAUAUUUGUGUGUGUUUUACUGAUUUUUGUGGGUUUUGAAUUCCUUGGUGGUUGGUUGGUGAACUUUCAUGGUGCAAAGCCUUCAAUCCUGUAAAAUGCUACCAUUACUACCAUAACCAAUAGAUUUUAACCUGCCCCGUCUACAAUGUGUUGUAACUAUUCCAGGAUUAAACAAUGAGGAAUAUCAAGUGGUCAUUGGCAAUGAUACAACUCGCUACAUUAUUGACGACCUGGAGCCAGCUCGCAACUACACCUUCUACGUGGUGGCCUACAUGCCCAUGGGAGCUAGUCGAAUGUCAGACCACGUGUUCCAGCACACACUCGAGGAUGGUAAGGCAUACAUGAACAAUCAUUCCCACAGUGAACACAACUUCAAACCAGCUUGUGUAUGAGAGUCAGGGGGGAAUAGAAAAGGGAGUGCCAUAAUCACUGCUCAAUCAGACUGAGAGACUAAGUUUAAGGUUAGGAUGACUUUUAUUAUUUAACGCAAGACAAGUGUUUCUGUUCUACAUGACUGAAAAUAUUAAAUGAUAUUUCAUUGCCCAAACAGGCUUCUUACACCACCUUUUUCUUCCCUCGCGAAAGUGUCAGAGUAGAGGGGCCCAACCCAAAUAGGCUUUUGCCCUUGCUCUGUCUCUCCUCUUUCUCCUCAUAAAAAUAGAAGAGUAGGGGGAGGUAGAGCGUACAGCCUAACCCAGGGUGAGUCGCAGCCGAAACAGACUGCCUUCCCUGUCCUCUACAGACUCUUCCCUUGUUUUCUCUCUCAUCCCUUACUCAUCCCUUAGAGUUGGGGGAGGUGGAGCGUACAGUCUAACCCACACUGGCACGAUACCUUGGCUCUACCCUCCUUGUCCUCUUACUUAUACCUUACUUAAGCCUCCUUUAAGUGUUGUUGGCCAACCAGUGAAGGGAGGUACCCACUUGAAAACAGUGGUGAUGUACAGGUUCUCACUGUCAAACUAACUACGACUUUUCUCAUGACUGAGUUGGGGGGACAUUAAAAUUUAUGCGGUAGGUUAUGUAACUUCUCAAUAGAGCAUACAUGCUAUAAUGAGGGCAUAAUAGGUUUGGUUUCCCCAAAGAGUGCUUCUCUUUUUCUAUAAGAGUACCUUGUUUAUUUCCAGGUCAGAUAAAAUCAGAGGAAGAAGCUAUGAAUGUUAAUUUGGAUUUGUUCAAAGCUAAGUUUUCUCUGUCUGUCUUUCUUGUUCGUUCUCAGUGCCCCUUCGAGCCCCCGAGCUUAGCCUCACUAGCAACAGUCCCAUGGAUAUCCAGGUGUCGUGGCAGCCCCUUCCAGACAAGCUGAGCCGUGGCAGAGUGUCUGCGUACCGUUUAUCCUACCGCACCAGUGCUGAGAAUACAGUCUCACAGGUGGAGCUGCCAGGAGACAAAACUCAGCAUUUCCUGGAAAACUUAAAACCUGACACCAUCUACCUGCUCCGGAUUGCUGCUGCUACCAGUGUAGGGUGGGGAGAGCAAUCUGCCUGGACAUCCCACCGCACUCCAAAGACAUCCAGCGCUCGAGGUACAACAUUUGGGAGAGUUGCCGUGAAAACUUUUGAAAAACAAGUGCAAAUUGUUUGAAUAGUAAGAAUUUUUAAUUUUACUGAAAUAUUAAAAAACCCUGUCCUGGAGGGAAUUUGACCAAAACGCUUAAAUGUGUUAAUAUUUCUUAUCUUUAUAUUUUAUGUUUGAACCAUGAGGCGGAACGAAGAGAGGAGCUUCCUCUAAUAAUCUUGUUAAGGCGUUGGGUUUGUUACUCUCUGACCUUUGCCCUGCACUGUCAGUAACAUUGGAAGGGUUUCAGUCAUGGGUCAUAAAGGGAGCAACUCAGGCCUCUGGGUGGGAAAGAGUAUAUGGCUGCUUAGAGCCACAUCUGAAGCUCUGGGGAGGGGGAGGGGAAGAUUUGUUUUUUUCUUGCCCAUCUCUUUGGCCUCCUGUCUUCACUUUAAACAGGAGCAGGAUUUGUCAUUGAGGAACUUUUAUUUUUUUCAUCUUUUAAACAAAAAUGUGUUAAACUCCUCACUUGGCUGCUGGUGAAGUUUCCCUUGGUCUGCGCUGAGUGUGAAACAGCUGCUGAGGCAUCAGGUGAUAGUUUCACUUUCAAAGAAAACCCCAGCUUGUGAACCUCCUCCGUCCAACACAUAAAUAUUUCAGACAGCAUGUCCGAAAGAUUACGAUUUUUCUAAGAACAAGAUCCUGUUUUCUCAGAAACGUCAUUCAUUACGUUUACUAAGAAUUUAGGGAAUAAUUCGAUACUUAAUGGUGGUACAGUUGGCAGACUUUUUAUGGGAACUAUCUUUCUGUGACAUUAUUACUAUAAAAUUCUUAAUAUUGGUUCUGGCUUUUUUUCUUCAUUAGUUCCUCUGGCUCCAGACCUCCAUUUGGAACCUCUUAACUGCACCACUAUACUGGUGCGCUGGCAGCUAGCACCCAGGAACUCGGCCAGUGUGCAAGGAUACAGACUCUUCUACCAUGAGGAGAGCCAGUCAGAGAAUGCCCCCCUUCAACUGCGUGCCUCAGAUAACACACACACUAUAGGAGGCCUUGGUAAGUUUUGUCAUAAAUCAUAAAAGUUACCUUCUACUGCCUCAUGAUACUUGAUGAGCAGAUGAUGUGACGUUACGGGAUUUUAGUUGGAUUCACUGGCUUAACGCACUUUUGAAUCCAUUGGUAUGUUCUUAGGCAGCUGAAGAACUCCUGUUUAAAUGUUUCAGUAAAUGAAGAAAGGAAAAAGAAACAAACACAACAACAUAGAGAUUUGAUUUUCAGCCAUAGGGGCAGUAUACUCUGGAAGUGAAGAUUGUAAUCUCAGGUAUACUGUACUCCUGGUUCAAUAAAGAAAAAUAAUGAACCAUAAAAAUAAUCAAUUGAAAGUUUCAUGUCUGAAAGUCAUGCUAAGUGCUUGAGCUGUUAUUGGCCUCAGUAAAAUAGUUCGUGUAAGAUCAAUUUGCUUAAAACCAGAAGCAGCUUGUAUUGACAGCAGGGCUUAUACGUGAUUAAUUAGCUUAGGGCUUGUCAUGUGUGGAGCAUCACAGAACAGCUCCACAUCCCACGUCCGUGACCUCCCAACCUUUGCUCGAGAUUUCAGAGUGUGUGUCUUUUCAGCAGCUGCUGGAUGGUGUUUGGGGCAAAUCGCAGCUCUUCUAGCCAUAGGGUCACAUUCAUUUUGGCCUUUUUUUUGUUUGAGAGAGGAAAGGGGAUCAGGCCAAUGCAGUGGACAACUGACCAUCUGUGGCCAGAGGGGGUCAACCAGGUGGUCAGCAGCUGACUUGUAAAUCAGACUGGUCAGUGCUAGAAUGAGAUCAGAAAAAGAGAAGGAUGAGGAGGCACUAUAAAUUACUUUAGGCGUUAACUCUUCACUGCUGCAGGCAUGCAGCCAGUUAGAGAUUUGGUUUAAUGACUUUAACACAGCUAAAGUUAGUGCCAGUGCUACAAAACAACAACACGAGUUCGACUCUGGUUCUUUUGACUGUGAUGAAAAACUAAUUUUCUGUGUUAGUUUAAUCAACUUUAAGUUUUAACAAUAUCUUUAGAUGGUGGAAAAAUACACUUGGUACAAAAAAACAAUGCACUUGUGUAUUUUAUUCUGUUUGCAUUAAAUUUAUCAUCACAUGUACAUGGGGCCUGCAGUUCUUAGAAGCUGCCAUUCAGUGCAGCUCUUUUUAUUGCCUCAUCAGACUGAUAAAUGUCCCGGUAGGAAAUCUACAGCUGCAGCUGCUGAUGGGAAUUAAUCCAAUCAGUAAAAUUAACAACAUCUAAAAUAAAGCUUUAGCGGCAUUUGAAGAAGAAUCAUCUUAUUGUUCCUCUCUGAUAAAGGAGCUUUGCAUUGCUGUGUUUCUAAGAGAGAGGAGCUGUUUUGUGGAGGCAGAUUUAUUAUGUGUUUUAUGACUGCUUUGAGCAGUGUUGCUGGAGGAGCAUUGACAUCAAAGACCCUCAUUGUGUUUGGCUUUGAGAGCCACAAAGAUGGUUUAUUAGCCAAGACCCAAAGGAAACGCAACCUCUCACCAACUGAGCUGUAGGUAGAACAAUGAGCAUGGCCUGUGAGCUCACUAUCUUGCAGUUUGAGAUUUCUUUCUCAUGAAUUAGCUGCAGCACUGUUCACAAAGAGGAAGAGGUGUAAAAUGCUGCUUCUGACCUCUUGUGUGUCAACACAUCCUGCAUCAGAGAGAAAACCCUGCUGUGAGGGAUUCAGAUGGCUUUUAUGCAUUUCAUCAAUUAUUACUUCCUUCUAUUAGACAUUACUCUUCUCUGUUAGUAUAGCUGCACCAUUUCCUAAAGGACUGAUAAAAUUGUCAAAAUCUUUGAUAAAACAUGAAGAUUUGAAACAGGAUGGAAAGCAGGAUUUUAGAUCUAGAUACUCGGCACUUGAAACAGAUAUGCAGAAAUUUAGAGUCACUUGAAACCAUGUGUUUGACUUUUACUCAGUUUGUGUCUUCAAGGCCACCAAAUGCUAAAUGCUGAUUAUCUUCUGGGGCAAAUUAUACUGUAUGUGCUUUUACUGGUAGUGGCAUUUUUGUAGGUGUGUGUGAUGUGUCAGAUGUGUUGGUAAACGUGAGCUGUUCCUGGUGGGAUUCAUAAAAGUACUUUAUUCCAACCAUUGAGUGCAAGCUGUAACUUAGCAGUAUUAGUAGGGCGGCAAAUCUUUUGGAGUUUCCCCUCUCUCUCUCUCCUAGUGCCUCUUACCCCGCUGACAACACAUCCAGAAAACUCUCAUCUAGGAGAUGGAGGCACCAAUGAAGUAUUAUAUUAAAGUGUGCACUGAAACACAGGGCAGCUCACACCUAAGAUGGAGCGUAGAAAAGCAGACCGAUAGAUCAGAGUGAUAUAUGUUUGUCUGCUUCUGUUACUAUAAAACAGGAUAAAACUACGAACAUCUUCUUCUACACUUUACUCCUCAGUGCAGGAUUAAAAAUCAAGCGUUGUCUUCCUUACCCUUCCUCACUGAAUACACCAGACAUUGUACAUUAUCCAUUUUUUUAAAUAUAUAUAUAUAUAUUUGGUACAGCCAGCUUUAAUGUCUUUCUAUAGGAUUCUUGUCGAGCCCACAUUUUUGUUGAUUUGAGCUCUGUUCCAGUUGAGGGUCUUUGACAACAAGUCCACAGUGAGAGGAUCCACCACGACAUUACUUUUUAUUUGCUAGUAGCUUAUAAGUGCAGACAGCCUAGAUCAAAAUAAAAAGUUUGCUCACUGUUACUUGACUGUGAUUUCCCCCAUUUUUUAAUCAUUAUACUAGUGUAAUUUAGUUCAAUAUAAUAUCAUACAGUGAUCUAGAGGAGAUUUCAGAAUAACAAUAGCCUGAAUCAUUAUAAUAUGAGCUGCAUUGCUCAGCACAACAUUUCCUAUAACCCCACCAAUGAUCAGCAAAGGAGCCACCCCCUUUUUUUGCCAAUUGUAUUGAUUUUUUUGAGCUACCAGCUGUGAUAAAACUAGAUUCUGCUGAUUCAGCACUCUGUGUACAUCUGCAGAGGAACAUACUCUUCAGCUCCCAGUUAAAUUAUCACUUGUGAUGAUCCAGAUGAUUGACAACACACUCUGAGACACAGGAAUGCGUUCGGGAGGCUCCAGCUGGGUAUAUAAGACGUAGUGAUGUGACCUUUCCUCGCAUGUGUUUUCUCUGCUCGGCCCACGAGAAGAACAUGUAGAAGAAGAUGAAGCUUGAAUACCUCUCAUACCUGUUGGCACCAGGCGCUGUGUGUGCUGAACUGUAGAUUUAUCUUACUGCUGCAGGCCACACUUACCGCUUUUUCCCCCCACCCUUUUAUCAAACGCACGAUGCAAAACCUAGGUGUGCACCCUGACUGUCAGUGGAAAAGGCUGUUUCACACUUAACAUGUGCGUGUGUCAGUAUGUGGCUGUGUGUUGAUUUGUGUGAGUAAGGGGCAAAAGACAGAGGGAGAAAAGGGGGAGGACAGAGAGAGAGAGAGAGAGAGAUGAUAGAUGCUGGUGUGAGGGUUCAUGCGGGAGUUGACAUUUAUGGCCCCUGUUCAGGCCUGGCUUGCAGCGGCCUGGGGGGCCUUUCGCAGGCCAGAACAAAACCUCAGGGGCCAACAGGAUCAGCAUUUUGGCUGUAAAAAAAGGGGGUGACCACAAAUGGCUCAAAUAUGCCCUUUAAUACAAACAGCAUAAAUUAUGGGAGUGAGGAAUGUGAGAUUUAUCUCAGUGUGACGGACAAGAAAUGGCAACUCAAGAGGAACUAAGCUUUCUAAGAAUAGGAAAGACACUGGUGCAGACACAUUUUGCAUUUGUUUUUAUUUUAUUAUUUAGGGAUCAGUGGAAAGAAAGAGGUGAUUUUCUACUUUUGGUUGGCAACAGUUGUGAUUAUUCGUCACAGUUUCUUAAAAUCUAACAAUCAUGCCUGUUGAAAGCUUUCCUCCUCUGAAAAUGUGAGUCUGUGAUCUUUCUUUUCUGUGAUCUCUGAAUGUCCUCAUAUCAGGAACACUGUGUCAUCACCUAUGAAGUGGCAUUUUAUUUUCGACUCUUGAUGUUUCCCUGUUUUUCCACUCACUUCCUCUGCUUGACCCUCCCCCUUCAGAGAGAGCCCUAUAACCCCUCCUUUUGCAGGAUUUAGCUUGCCCAGAUUCCGUGUCAAAGGUCGUGGCCCAGAUGUCACAGCUUCCCCCCUCGCGGAGCUACUCUUUCGCAUAAUUAUGGCAGGCCCAUUGUAUCGUGGGGCUGGGUAGAGGUGAAUGCUAUGUGCCGGCUCAUCUUCAGAGGUGGACAUUGAAGCAGAACAAACUGGGCAAAAGCUCUGAACUAAAAAGAUGUUGAAAAGGCAUCAAGCUUCUGUGUUUGAUACACUGCAAAAUCACAGGAUGAACUUUUGUCUCCUCUUUGCUCAGUCUCGGCUUCUUCCUGUGAUUCAUUUUGUAGUUAGGAAGAGUUAUCAGUACAUUUUUUUCUCUGAAUUGUCUUGGCAAACAGUCCUGAAGUUGUGGACAUGGAGGAUCUCUGAACAGAAGAGGCUCUUCUCAUAUUGCAAACCCGUGACCUCAGAUUCUUUCAGAGUUUAAUCUCGGCCUGACCUGCUGGCCCUGGUCUGGCUCCAGUGAAACUCCUCAGGGCUGCAUGGGGUGCACGCAUCUCCACCCCUCCUAAACUACCAUGGAUCAAAUUCAUUCCUCGUGCCCUCUCUCUCUUUGUUAGAAAACUAAAAUAUCUCCAACAGCAGCUCAGUUUGUGUUUUUGUAAUGUAGAACAGACAGGACUAGAAUGAUCAUACAUCAAAUCAGAGUUAGAAUAUCUCUUACAAAACAAACACAACAGCUUUAAAGAAGCUUUCGAGAUAUCUUAGAGGUCAGUUUGCAUUUGUUUCACUCUCUGUAAAAGUAAGAUACAGAGUGGACUUUGAGCAUCAAUCAUCUUAUGCAACAUUCAGAUGAGAUUGUUCUUUUUUUGGGUAACAGGGACAUUUGGUCAGAUGGCUUUUGUUCAGUCCAGGGUCCUUGGGGUCACUUCGGCCUACAACUGCUGUUGACCGUCAGCGGUGUCCCUCCCGGGGGAGUUUGUCCUUCGAUUUAACCCCCCAGAUUUUGGACCUGAAUAGGAGUGGCUGCUGACCACUGACCGGCAGGUCGGAGAAAUGGUCUUAGUAUUUGUGCUCAAAAGGCUGAGGGUGACAGGGGUGAUGGAUGUUGUAGCUCUUCUGCUCUGCUGCAGAAACUGACCAAAGGACUCACGGCACCAAGCAUCUGUCACACUGCCUCACCUCUUUUUCCCACCACACCAGAAACCCUCACUGACCCCACACCCACACAGUCCAGGCCUCUUUCAUGUAGCACCUCUGCUUCCUGUUAGCUCCAGGAGUCACCACGUCAUCUGCCUUGGUGUUGAUGGUGAAGUGAGUGUUGGUGAAAAUGAAUCUUAGAGGGUUGUUUACUGAUUUACCAGAUCUGAGACCAAAGAAAGACCGGCUUUUAGCUGUUCCUCUCAUUUGUAGGAUGUUAUUUAAUUUUGCUCUCUUGUGUCUUUUUUUUCUCUCGAUGCAGACCCGAGGAAGAAGUACCAUGUUAAGCUUCUGGCGUAUAAUUUUAUUGGCGAUGGUUACCAGGCCGACCAAACUAUCAGCACUCCUGGAUGUGUUUGUGAGUCCCUCAUUAUUUUGAAUUAGAUGUGUGUUUUUUCAGUGCAUUUGAGGUGUAAAGGGAUUAACACUGAUGUUCUUGUUUCUCAGCUGUUCGAGAUCGCCUUGUGCCCCCUCCACCUCCUCCUCAUAAUGUGUACGCCAGGACUAACAGUUCCACCGCCAUAUUUCUGAACUGGGGUCGACCAGCCUUUACCUCCAGCCAUGCAGUGAAUUACACUGUUCGCUGCAACCCAGUGGGCCUGCAGAACGCUUCUCUGGUGCUUUACCUGCAGACGUAAGAACAUUUUCAAUUAUGUAACUUUUAGCCAUCGAGCGAAGCAUCACACACUUGACUCAUCAUGACUGUACAAUUUAUUGUGGUCAUUAUGAACCAUGUGGUAGUUCAGUGCAGUUGUUACAGUAGUGUUUUAUUAACUGAUAGUUCACCAUGAGUUUAUUGUCACAGCACCAGCUACAUGACCUUUUACUUCAGCUAUUUAGGUUUUUAAAGUUUUAAGGUCACAAGAACUGUGACAUUUCUACUGCACACUGCUGGCACAGCUCUCUGUCACCACCUGCUGGCGGGACGGAGCAAGCAGAUUUUUAUUAAACAACCACUGGGCAAACAAAAUCUAAUUUAACAUCUGCAGAUUGUCAGACCAAAUUGAGAGAUUUUAUUUUUGAAAGUCAAAGCCUUUGAGAGAUGUUGGAUGAUUUUUUAAAAACUUUGUAGAUCAUCGAACACAACUGAGUUCAUUUUAAAGAGGUCCAGUAAUCAGCAAAUCACAUGAAACAGAUUUGUACGACUGAUGUCUGUCUUAUUGUAAAAAUAGGUUUUGUUAACUGGCCUUUUAACACCUGUAAUGUCCCUUUUCUACAGAAAUGAGCAGAGUCUUUUGGUGCGAGACCUGGAGCCAAACACAAAGUAUGAGUUUGCCAUUCGCCUGCACAUCGACCAGCUCUCCAGCCCCUGGAGCCCUGUGGUGUAUCAGAGCACGCUCCCUGAUGGUGAGUUCAGAAUGAUCAAACAUUUUAGUUUGAUCUAUCAUAUUAAAAUUAAAUUAUUAUUAUUAAAUAUGUGAUGUUGCAUAGGUAUCACAAGUGACAGGUAAUCAGGAGGUCUCUAGAACAUUUCUUGUCCACCAACGUUUUUUCUCACAAUUGUUUGAAAAGAAAAAGUUAAAAUAAGAAUUAUUAAAUUACCAAAUGUUUAUUCGUUUUGUGAGUCAUGUAGAAAAGUUUCCUCAAUGGACAUUAAAUAAAGAUACCUUACAUCCUCUUGUGAUGUUUAAAGUCAUGUAUUUGAUCUUAUUCUUGUCGUCCUUUCCCUCUCAGCUCCUACUCUGUCCCCGUCUAAUGUGAAAGUGACUCUGAUUGAGGAGGACACAGCGCUGGUUUCAUGGAAACCCCCAGAGGAAGCUAAUGUAGCUGUGACACAUUACACCAUCCUGUACGCCUCCAGACACGCCUGGAUAGCCGGGGAAUGGCAAGUGCUGCAAAGAGAAGGUGAGGAGACUCGCGCAGAAUGAGGUUACACAGGUGUAGAGGAGCGGGGCGACACACAAAGGCCCCUUCCAGCUCCACACAAAAGGACCAUUGGAAAUCAGUAACUCAUUUCACCCUCCAAUCUAAAGCUCUGCUCAUGGUGCCAGGGCGGGUUGAGCUCACUGCUUUUGCUUUGCUGAUAAAAUCACCUUUGCAGGUUUAAUUUCAUUAAAACAAAGACUUUGAUUUUCUCCUGUAUUGGCAUUUCUAAAACAAAGAACCCUUUUGUCCUGCCUCUGUGUAAAGAACUGAGCACAUCUGGGGAUGGGAUGUGUCUAAACAGCACGAACAUUUCACAGAUUCCCAUUUAAAGUGCAGCAGUUAUCUAUCAAUGGUUGUUGUGUUGGGUCUUGUGUUUGUCAUAGAAAACAGUCGCCACAGUCACUGUAAACUCUUGAACAGAAAAGGUGAAAAAGGGUUUGGAUGUUUUUGUUUGCUGUGUAUUUCUGUGACACUCAUGAUUCUCUGUCUCUGUGGAUUCGAUUUAAUAUUAGUAUUUCAUAAUGUUGCAUCAAAAGCUGCCUCAUUACAACAGUUUAUACUGACUUAGCUUUUUUAAGUUGAAGAGUUAGAGAAGUUGAAGUUAAGUUAGAGAAGAUUGUAGAAACAGAAAUUUUGAUCAGGCGAUACAGGUUUUCUUUAAUCAUAGAGUGACUCUUAAGUUGACAAGCUGACACAAAUGUAAGUGUUUGAUAAAUUAACUGGAUUUAAGGAAAUGAUACGUGUUUUCUGUGGUGUAGGCAGUAUGUUAUUUUCAACAGUCAUUGAAAUCAACAUACAAGUAUAGCCUUAUUGAGCCACCCUCACCCAAAGGCGGUCGUCCCUAUAAAGCUGUUUUUGUUGCUGGUUUGUGAGGCAGUGUAGGUGUUUUUAGGAUCACAUGACCCCAGGAAACACACAAAAAAGACACACAAUUCCCCAUUGCCCCUGGUGAAGGGGUCAAAAGUGAAGCCUCUCACAAAGGCCCUCCAGCUUAGCCCAGCCCCCAUCACCUCAAACUGAACAACCACCCCCCUCUCCCUACUGGGACCCUUGUGGUGUGUAUACUGGGUGGUACAGGACAAGGGAAUGUGUACAGCUCUGAUCCCCUGACCCCCUGCUCUUCCCCUCAGAAGCUCCCCUCAAACAUCCCUUUCAGCCGUGAGGAUUGUUUUAUGUUUGUCUUUCUCUGCAUCACAAGGUCCUGCUUCUUUGAGGUCAGCUCUUUGAAAGUAGCAACAUAUUGCAGAUACAGAUGUGUUUUUUUCAAGAUAACCUCUAAUGUCACCGUGCUUUAAGAUAUUUCUGCAUCAAGGGAAAAGUUUAGGAGGAAAAUUCAAACAGCUUUCUUCCUUUGCAGUGAUUUGUCUUCAACGAUUGGUUUUCAGUUUGGGUAACACAGAGCCAAACUUCUUGUUUCCCUCUCUUACCACUCUGUGCUCGGCCUGUUGCUCAGUUAUGACGGAGCCGUUCAUCUUCGUUAAACUCAUUUAAAAGACUCUCAGUGUUCAGUUAAACACCAGGGUUGUUCUUUUUUGACCAACAGGCAGCAUCACCAUGGCUCUGCUGGAGAACCUGAAGCCCAACCAGGUUUACUUGGUGAAAGUUUCUGCAUCCAACAGCAUGGGAGAUGGUCCGUUCUCUCAAACAGUGGAGCUGGUGGUGCGAGCAGAUCUCUCCUCCAGCCACGAUUCAAGGCUUUCCCGCGGAUCCUCACACUCUACAGGUAAGUGACAUCAUCCCACAUUUGUGCUACUUUUCAGCAAGAGUUGAAUCUUUCUGAGGCUAUGUUUUAGCAUGUGAUUGACAGUGUUACUAUCUUUCACAGGCUUUUCGGAUGGCUUCUACCACCUGGAUCAAAAGUCAAUGACAGGCAUCACCGUGGGAGUUUGCAUUGCUCUCAUCUGCAUUAUCAUCUGUGCUUUCAUCAUCGUCUGCAGAGGGAAAAACAGGUAAUUCAUGCCUGCAUUAGAAACAGAGCCAAACACAGAUGAGCUAUGGUUGAUUUCCCUGAGUGUUUUUUCUAUCUAUAAUGGUGCCAUAUUUGUGUCACUGCAGGAAAUUUUCAGCUGUAAAAAUAUACGGUGAAGGAGUGGGCACAUCUGCCUCAUCUGCAGGACAUCUGAGCUCUGAGGGACAAGCUGAAAACGCUGAUGUGACCGUGCCGAUGAUGAGCCAAAACCACUUUAUUGAUACCAAGGUACAGGCCCAGUGUACAGCAUGUAACACAUUUACAAUAGUCAAAAAAACAACAACUUUGGAGUCACUUAUUAAAACACUGAAGAUGAGAUUUUACCCACAUCACAUAAGUACAGCUUGGUUAAAUAUUCAGUAAUUUAGGAUACUAAUACAGCAAAGAAGGUUCGCACCUAUUAGGAUGUAGCAGAAAAGAUAAAUGUUGAGUAUGAAUGUGAAACGACACCCAGUGUUGUUGCUCUCUGUUUUUUCAUCAGAACUGGAUUUGGCUCAGGCUUUUCAUUCUUUAAAAUGUGUUUUCUGAACUGCAGGGUGGAACAAACCUCAUCAUCAAUUCCCUGGGCCCUGUUCAACCCGGCACUGAGAAGAAAGAGAAAUGGUUUUCCUUCAGCAGUCACAUGAAAAAGGACAAUAAGGCAGCACAGGUGAGAUCUAGAUUUGUGAGUGUUCUCUGUUAAGUGUCACCAGCAAUUUGUCGGUGUCGUUACCAGAACCUCUAUAAAGUGGGUAACUUGUGACAUAGUUUGAUGUUUGAGUGGACUUGGUUAUUUCUUUUGUCUUAGUGACUAUAAGCUUUAUUCACCAUCACAAGCUCAAGUUUUUUCUGUCUCACUUUAUUUGUUCUUUGAAAAUGUCCAAAGUCUGAGGCAGAUUAUUAUUAUACACCUUUGUCCUCCAAUCAGUGAAUGCCAGGCUCUUGUGAUUUGGAAACUUGUUAGUUGUUUUUAAAUUAGGUUUUAAUUAGUUCAUUCUGAUAUGUAUCUAUUAGUUUUUAAUGAAUUACCCAAGUUUGUGGACUCUGAGCACACAGAAAGAAGAAGCUGAGUGAAUCUAAGAAAAUCCAAAUUAGAUCUAAAAUGGUUUGCAUCUUACCUUGAAACAAAUUUCAGGUUAAAAAGAUCUUCUCUGAGUUACAGUAUCUUCUUUAAAAAAGAGGGUUUGGAAAUAAUAUUGUGUAGCUGUGUAGGAUUAUUUUUUCUUAAAUUUGAGUGUUACAUCCAAACCAGGAAAUCUUUCAGAAUCAAGAGAGGUUGCGAUCGUCUGCAAUCUCACAUGUAUAACAUGAAGAAAAUUCCUUUGUAUUGCAGAACAUGAGACAAGGCACGGCCUCCUACCAACCCGGUACCACAGUGUUGACAUUUGAGGAGGAGCUGUCUCCAGACCAGCCCACCGCCCUGCAAGGUCUGCUCUGGAGCCCCGGAGACACUGAGGGCUCCUCGAACAGUGACGGCAGCCACGCAACCGGUGAUUCAGGUCGCUACUCUCACGAUGAGACCGAAAUGACCAACCUCUCGUCUGGAGACAGCAGCCGCCCUCCGUCUCUCACAGCAGAGGACACUGGGGACUCAGACUGCAGCGGCCCUGCUGAGGAGCUGCUGGAGGUGUCUGAGCAGAGUCAGACUGAGAGGAAAUUAACAGAGUCCGUUCAGAGCAACUGCUGUCAACACGAGGCACAGAGCAGCUCUCAGUCUGGACUUUCUCUCCAUGUACACGGGCGUGUACCUGAGUGUGUGUGAGACAGCGUAUGUGUGUGUUUGAAUGUCUGAUAGCGUGUGUGAGUGUGUGUGUGUGAGUGUGUGUGUGCAUGGAGGCUGGAAAACUUGCAAAAUCUGGACUGAAGUGUAAAAGUAGCUGAGCAUGUCACAGACUUGUCUGUGUGCUUGAAAUAUAUUUACACUUCAGAUGAAAUUAAAGAAAUAGUUCAACAUUUUUUCAGAAAUAGUAGCAUUACUUGAUUUGGAAUGAUUAAGGUAGAUGCCGUAGUUGUAUCUGUUCUGUCUGUUAUACAGUUACUCUAUCUGCCUGUUAGCUUAGCUCAGCACAAUGAUAGGAAACAAGACAAACAGUGUGUGGGUCUGUCUUCAACUUAUGGUUGAGCACAUGAUAUUUUCUCUGUUUGAUCUCUACAAAAACUGAUGGGUUAAAAACACAAAGCUGAGGUUGUAGGUCAUUUGCUGCAUGUUUGCUCGGACCAGAAGCUUCCUCGAGUCCCUUCUUGGUGAUUUGAUGUUUUUACCCUUCAGUUUUUGGAGACAUUGUUUCCUGCUAUUGUACUGAGCUAAGGUAACUGGCUCCAGAUGAAAGCAUCAUACAUACCGCGCAGACAUAACAGUGGUAUCAAUCUUCUAAUCUUAAAUUUGCAAAGAAAGGCAAUACUGUGCUUCCCUAAAAUGCUGAAGUAUCUAGUCAUCCGUGAGUUUCCACCUCAAACAUGAGGAAUAGAAAAUACUAUAGUGUUAUUUCCAUUGCAAGUGUUCUUCUGGCCUGAAUGUAAGUAUGAGAGAGAGAGAUGUGAAGAACCAAGUGAGAAACCUUCAUUUUUACCCCUUUUCCUCUCGGUUCAACACACAGCAGUCAGGAAGCCGACAAAGGCCUCUUGUUGGCAGGUGCUGGAUGUUUGAUUUUUCUUUAACUUCUCUGUUUCAUUCGAUAAAUUUCUGUUUCUUUUUAGUUUUUUUUUUUAUCUGUGUGUGUCUGUUUAUGAAAAAAAAUCUCACCCACCAUGAAUGUUUGAAAAGACUGUCAAAAAUGUGACAAAAUGUCACAUCUCUGGCAUUAUUUAAGAAAGUUUAUCACUGGAGCAAAAAGGGAAGCGUGAGUCCUUUUUGCUGAUUAUCUACCUCGGUUUACCUGUGGGGUAAACUUCUCCUGUAUAUUUAAAAACUACUUAUACCUACGUUGUGUGAUGAGCUGCUUAAGUUACAUUACAUCCAAUACUUCCUGAUGACUUUUCUACUGAUUGUCAUCCAUUUUUAUGUUUUCCUCUUAACUUUGUUCUAAUUUGUGGGUGGUACGGGCGCUGCGGGUUUCUCUUGCUCCACUUGUGUUGAUUGCAGAAAACACACAUACAGUUCUUAUUUAUCCUCUCAGAUGUCACUGAGGUGCUGAGCCAGUAUUAAUAAUAUUUUAUCCUCAUUUGGUCCAUUAUUGAGUAAUGGAGUGAAAAGAAAAAGAAUGUCUGUAUUUGUUUUGUAUUUUUUGUGCAGCAGCCCCUACCAUUCCUGUUUUAUACUACCUCCUUUAAGAAUUUAUUUUGUUGUCUUGUCAUUUUCCUAAACUCAGGGAACAAGGUUUAGUACAUUUGAAAAGUCAUGUAGUGUUACAUGCUGAUCUGACAGGGUAUGUUCUCAGUACUAAACUAUUGCAGUGUGUUAUUGCCUAGAAAAUGCGAUGAAUGUAUCUCUCACAUUGUGUGCCAGGAGCUCAGAUGUUGUUGCUGUCCUCCUCACAGAUGGAAACCUCCUCUGUAGUUUCUCCUCAGGUCCUGUGACGUCUGUUUUUGCAACAGGCUCUUUUGUUUAUUCGUGUAAAGAAUCACACCUGAAGUGCUUGCAGUGGCAUGUCGGUACAGAAAAGCUUUAAGAUGAAUGUGGGAAGCUUCCCUCAGAGGCUGAAAUGUAAUCUGGGGGAAGCUCCACGUGAGGAUGCAACACAUGAAGAAGAAUGAUUGUAGUAAAAAGCAAUGGAAGUGUUUAAUCAGAGAUGAAAGUGAAGAAUUGAAUGAACACCAUAAGACAUUUUUAAAAUCUAUAUUUUUGUUAGAAGAUAAUGUACUACUGAGUACACAAUGUAGUUACUUUUGUUCCAAGUAGUUUUUGUUGUUUUGCUGUAGAGUAGAUAAAGAUUAGCACUUGUCUGCCCAGUAGUUUUGUAUUUUAGGCCAACGUGCAGCGGUGACUGUGACGCUUUAACCCAAAGAAUUGUUUGCUAUCUGAGUUUAUUUUAGUCUCUCAACUAAUCUCUGGCAGAGGGUUACUGAGGAAUAUGAAAUAAUCAACACUGAUUAGACCAAAGAUGAGAAAACAGCCUUUGAGAUGAGUUGAGGCGCUGCUCCUCACACAAAGCCUUGCACAUUAGUGGCCUUGACCUGCGACUGAAACAGCGAAGAGAGCUGCAGGUUAAAACUCUGAGGAAGUGCCAGCAGGAUACACUGACACUUCAUGACAACAGAGUGACAAUUAAUAAUCAGAUAUAUGCACAGAAGCCAAAUGAUCCUGUCGCAGAGUUCCUUGAAAAACGUUGCAAACAGAAGUCUGUACAUUGUAGAGGAAAAUUAUUAAAUACAGUAUAUUAUAUUGAUUAGCGGUCUGUGAUGCAACGGUGCAGUUGUGUGUAAAUGUGCACCCACUAAUGUUUCACCUUGAUACACAGAUACAUAUAAGAAAGAAAUGACGAAGAAGUUUGUAUCUUGGAAGAUCCUUACAUGUGAAAACUUCUUGAAAUACUCCAAAUCGAUUCCAUAUUGAAUUAUUUAACACUAGAAAGGUCAGUGGGUGUACAAACAUUCAAAUAUUUCUGCAUUUCUAAUCAGAGGACUCUGCUGAGGAUUCAAUCAUGGGAAAUAUUUUGGGAUGAGAAGUGACACAAUCAGUUUAACUUUAUUUUUUAAAAAGCAAACAAUAUAAACCAAAGAAGGUCACCGCUGCAUAUUGGCAAGAGAUCAGUUUAUAUGCAUCCUCUUUUUGUGUGAAAUGUCAUUUUCAGUGUUCUCAUACCAUUUAAAUGACUUUAUAACGUGUUGUACUAUGAUUAACGCAGGAAGAAAAUGUUACGUUUCAUUAUCAACAUGUUUCCAAAAUAAUCAACUUAUCCUUAUUUUGUUAUUUUUAACAGUUAUUUUUGUUUAUUCUGCUUAUGAUGAGUUAAAGUGGGAUUCACAUUUCUAUAAGUUAUUCAGAUGAGCCGUGUUGUUAACGCUUUUAAGGGCUCAGAUCUUAAAUCUGAAAUCAACAGUCUUUAAAAAUAUAUCAGUUAGCAUGUGACGGGAUAAAUACCUUUUAUACAUCUUUACCAGCUGUUACAAUUUAAACAGAAAACUACUGGAGUCCCUCAGGUUCUGAAUUAAGCCCUGUAUUGUUCAUACAGAUACACCUCAGGUUUUUCACUUGCUUAUUUUGACAGUGCAGAUGCAAUAUUCCUGGGUCAUUGCUGUGUGUGAGAAUAAAAAUGACAAGAUAUAUCUUCGUCAAUCAAGGGACACACCAUGUUUUUCUGCCGUCUGUCAUCUCAUGCGUAUGAACUUGGAUUUAUAUUCCUGUCUCGUCAUGUGAAUUCAAAAGGGAUAAAAACACUGAGUUGUUCUUUCUUUUUGCAGUAAAGUUGUGUUUGAAUAAUGUUCGGGUGGAGCACUUUGGGUCAUUAUUGUUAAACUCAGGGGAACCUACAGCUGCUCCACCUUAAAGAGAAAGCAGGCUAAAGUCUUGAAAAUUGAAUGUACCUUUUUGUAAUUGCUCUAUGUUUUCUGUUGUUCUGUUUAUGUUUUAUUUUGUUUGUCAAGAAAAUCACUCAAAAGUUGUUUUUUGCCAAAAAUGUUUAGUUAGGAGAUUUUAGACGUAAUUAAUAAUGAAAAGUCUGAUUCUCUGUUUAAAUAAAAGUACAAAAUAUGUAACUUCUAUGCUGUUUUUUUUUUUUCCUUUAUGCACUCUCAGUUCUGGUCAUGUUCAAAAUAUUAUAGAUGGACAAAAACACAAUUUUGAGUCAAGGUUUGUGUAACUACUAAGAGUUCAUUUUUUGACCAUUUUACACAGUUAAAUGUGUCACUUUUAACUCCAAAUGUUCUUCAAGAUAGGAAUACAUUUAAAAAUCAACUAACUAUGAAACUAUUAUAACAUUAAAGCUCAGUCUCAAAAAUCCUUAAUAAUCCUUAAAAGAUUGUUUGUAUUCAAUGAUCAUAUUUGUUCUCAUAGAUAAAACUUUAACUUGCUUCUAGGAGACAUUGCUCAGUGGAUCAUUAAAAUGUUUUGUCUGCGCAUUUGUUUAAGGCCUAAACUUAAGCUACUGCAACAUAUAUACAUUAAAAAAACAACACCUAAAUAUUAAACUGCUACUUUAUAUGAUGUUAUACAGGCUGAAUUGAACAUUCGAAGUUUUAACUAACAUACUUUUUGCAUGUUAGUUCGAUUAUUUCCAUACAAGAACAUUUUUCUUAUUUGCUACAAUGAUCAUUUUUACUAAAUGGGUCAAACUAGGGUUAAAAUUGUCAUGUAUAAUGUUUCCUCUAUAUCUUUAAUGAGCUUAAAUUGGUCUUAAAGAAGUUUUCUGAAGUGAUGUAUGUGUAAGGUAGGCUGCAACUGGAAAUUACAUUUCUAGUCAAUUAUCCUGUAAGUUAAUUAGCUAUUUAGUCCAUCUAACCACCCACCUACCUACCCAUCACAUCUUGUAAAAGCUCUGCAGUUCACAAAAAAAGGUUCAUACUAUUUGAUGAUAAAUAACAAAAAAAAGAGGACAUUAACAGGACAACACUGACCCCUAUCUGAGGCAUUUCAGUCAACAACACAUCAGUGUACUUUUCCAUGAGUUAUGUUCUCACUAAAGUACAGAGACGCAGAUUGGCUGAAUGUUUAUCUUGAGGUCAAAAUUACGAACCGUCUUGUAAACACAUGUAGGACAUAAAUGCAACUUACUAGUUUAUAAAGCUCUACAUAGCCUGGCACCAGAAUACUUUACAACGAUGAUUUUAAUUUAUGAACUAGGGCGGCCUCUCAGACUUCUUUUAGUCGUUCCACAGAGCAGAACAAAAAGAUUUGGUGAUGGUUCUUUUAGCUGCUACACUCCAACACUAUGGAGCAAACAUCCAGAGGGUCUGAGACAAACUGGAAAUAUAAAAAUCUUUAAAUGUAAUCUUAAAACUCAUCUAUUUAGCCUGGCUUUUAUGUAAAGCUUUAUUGUUUUAUUUACUCUUAUAAUUUAUUCAUUUUUUAGUAUCACUUUUUACCUUAUUUAUUAAUGAAUUCAAGUUUACAUUUUAUUGUCUGUUUUAGUCUAUUUUAAUAACUUUUAUUUGUCUUGUCCUGAUGUACUUUGUACUUUGAGCUGCAAUUUCAUUUGUGUGAACAGUGCUAUAAAAAUAAACUUUGAUUAAUUGAAUUCAAGGCAAUCAGAUGUAAAAAUUUGUAGAUUUUUUUAAACAAAUUGCCAUUUUGUUUAACAUUUGAAAUAUAAUUAAAUCACUGCAAGCAAUUUGAAGUGAUUUGAGUUCAUCUUAGUUUAUAGCAGUUGCUGAGCAGCGUCAGUGGUUGUACAUGGAGCUUUUAAAAUGGUUGUUAGACUCUGCUGACCGGUUUGGCGACAUGUCUUAAAACUUUGAACUAAAGUCUGCUGAGGACAAACUAACAACACCAGCACGUGCUCUUUGCUCGAUGGUUAAACUUUCCAACACUAACGCAGUGAGAGUUAGAGACAAACCUCUGCUACCACUGACACAAUACAGUGAAAAACGCUCCCAAAAUACUACUAUUUAUUUGGUCUGGCCGUCGAAGCCAGUCUUGUCACGCUUCCUUGUUUAUGUUUUUUUAGAGCCGCAAAGGUUUGUUUCCAGACUGUUGCUCCACCCACAUAAAGCUAGUUUAUACACCGCGCUGACUAUUGGGAAAUGUAGUCCUAGAAGCUGGGAGAAGCGUUCUGUUGGAAGUGCAAGUGUGCCAUCUGGAACUACAUUUCCCACUUAAUCAUGGACUUGUAGUGUUGUUAACGGAUAACCCGAGGGCUGAGACAUACUGCAACAACUCUGCAGCUUCUGUAAACAGCUGCUUCGUCGUUGGGCGCUAAACAGAGGUGAGUUUUUCACGUGUUGUUGAUGUUAUUUAAUCGAUUGUGAUAGGGAGCUUCUUAAGACAACAGCUAUGCUAAAUAAAGCUUUAAACCAUGAGCUCUGACGAUGCUGCGAGGGUAGAUGUUUAUAACAAGUCUGUUAAGUAGGUAAAAUAGAUGCGAACUGACCUCUAAAUUACAAAAUGCCAUGUUUUCAUGCGAGAUAGUAACUGUUGUCAUCUGCUGUUUUCGUUGUUGUCUUUGUAGUUAAGACAAACACAGGCUGUUGUUAUUGUCAGGCCUCAGGAGCUGGCAUCUUUGACUAGUACAGUAAUCUGUCGCCACUGCAGGUCGCUGUUUUUUUUCCUGUUUGUUUCCUGUGUGAAGACAGUCUGAAGUUCAUGACCAGACUACAGUAAAAGAAAAUAUCUAUCUAUACAGUGUAACAUGCAUAUGUGCUGGAUUAAAAUUAUAAUAUAGCUUUUAACCAAACCAACAAGAUUUCACUUUCUUCAAUAUGGCCUCUAUUUUCUACUCCUCAGUCCUUUUUUGCUUUUAUAGAUGUGCAAAAAUGAUUGCUCUUCAUAUAUUCCUUUUAUGAGUGAGCUUAAAAAAGACAGGUAGUGUGAGGAGUAGAAAAGAGGGAAGACAUGCAGCAGAAGAUCAGGUUUGUGAACCCUGCCCUCAGAAAAGAGGAGUGUAGGUGUGAGUCAAAUUAAAUGUUGGUGCUGUCAGGGCAAGCAGGUCUGAAUCACACCGUGAAUCCUUUCAUUUUCAUCAAGUUAACAUGGGAAAGAAGUGAUAGAUUUCUAUAUCUGUCUGCUUCUUAAAAUACCUUUCCAGCACUAACACUUUACUCUGACAUUACUGAGCAGUAAUUCAUCCCAAGAUUAGACACAGCAGGUGGCUUUUUGGCACACCUUUUACCUUUAUCUUUUUGCUGAAACUAUUCCUAAAUAUGUACAGUACAGGCCAAAAGUUUGGACACACCUUCUCAUUCAAUGUCUUUUAUUUUUUAUAUGACUAUUUACAUUACAGAUUAUCGCUGAAAGCAUCAAAACUAUGAAUGAACGCAUGUGGAAUUUUGUACUUCUAAAAAAAGUGUGAAAUAACUGAAAACGUGUUUUAUAUUCUAGUUUCUUUAAAAUAGCCACCUUUUGCUCUUGAUGACAGAAGUAACCCUGACAAGGCACACCUGUGAAGUAAAAACCAUUUCAGGUGACUUCCUCAUGAAACUCAUUGAGAGAACAGCAAAAGUUUGCAGCGCUAUCAAAAAAGCAAAGGGUGGCUACUUUGGGGAAUCUAAAAUAAAAAACAUGUUUUCAGUUAUUUCACACUUUUUUCUUAAGCACAUAAUUCCACAUGUGCUCAUUCAUAGUUUUGAUGCCCUCAGUGAGAAUCUACAAUUUAAAUAGUAAUGAGAAUAAAGAAAAUGCAUUGAAUGGGAAGGUGUGUCAAAACUUUCAGCCUGUACUGUAUAUAUAUGAUCAGAUACAGCUGUUACGUAGCAGAACUUUUCCUCAUGUUUAUUCAGAACAUAAUCAUGUGAAAAAAGUAAGAGGGAGGUCAUUAUCAUGACACACUGACCUAUCUUAUCUUUUUAACUGUGACAUACUGUUGGGUUUUUUGUUUUUUCUUUAUCUCCUGUAGGUUCCUGUUUAUUGCUGACAAAACAACAGCUAUGUCAGAAACUUCGAGUGAUGCAGAGUCAUCCUGUGGCUGGACCAUCAUUAGUAAUGAGGUAGAAAGCCUUUUCUUUACUUGAACCCUGACAAUUGUUAUUACAAACACAUUACAAUUACAAUACAGUUGCAUCACACAGUCUUGUCUAAUCAAAAAGUGUCGUGGGUGAGACAUUAGAUCAAACAGACUGGUACAAGAAAAGAAAAUAGAUCCAGGGGAAAGACACGCUGACUGCAGAGCCACAGUGACACACUUUUGAAUUAAUUGAUUAACUUUAUUGGUUAACUUUAUUUAUUUUAUCUGUGAAAUAUCAAGCAAAUACAGAUAAUUGUCAAAGUAUAGGCACUGAUAAUCAGGCACUGUGGAUAACCGCUAAUAUAGACAGUAUGUGUAGGAUGAACUGGUUACUUGAUUUGACACUGAUUUGACAUCUCAAUCUGGCAAUAAACCUGUCUUUAACCACACCAACUUGUACUCAGAUAUGCUCUUUUAUUACUAGAGUCUUUUUAGAGUUUUAGCAAGGGCGUUUUUUCACCUUAAUUACUCAUUUAACUCUAAGAAUUGUGGAUUGCACAAAAGUGAAUUUUUGCCACAUUUGAAAAAAAUCCUGCAGGUGUGACAAAAAUUAUGUCUCUCAUUUUCUGUUUUUGUUUUUCCACCAUGCAUCAGUGAAACCUUGACUCUGUAACUCUGUAUUUUCAGCAUCAUGCCGACUGGUAUUUGUUUUGUUACAGUCUCCAAUGUGUUUCAUCUUGUACUUUUCUAGCCUUGUUAUCUAUGUGAUUAAUAAGUUCUCACUGAAGGAUUAUCUUCCAUUGAAAUACAGGACACAAAUUUUUACUUCUUCAUAUUUGCCAAGAACGUCUCUCAGUAUGAAUCUAAAUCAAUAAAGAUUUCAUAUUUUUCCCUCUUUUGCAUGUACAGGGUUCAGACAUCGAGACACUGGGCUCGGAGGCUGUGGCGGAGUAUGGGGCAGAGCUGUUAGAGCACCCUCAAGUGGAGACAGCAGAGCCGCAGGAAGAUCAAGUGCCUCUGCUGGCUGGUAAGUAUCCUCAUUACACUUUUUAUGGCACUGAUCCAGCAACAGAGCGCAAGUCAGUGCUAUCACGACUCAUUGUGUUGUUAGUAAGACAUCUCGAAAAUAAAAACACCCCUUUUUUAGGGUGGGAUGUCACUUCUUUGUGUGCACACAGGACAAUCACAUUGGAACAUCUGAAAGUCACUAAGAAGUUUACAACUCUUAAAUAGACAUUUCUGAUCUUGAAUCUAUAUGCUUGCUUUGUCCUGGAUCAUAAAUCACAGCCUGGGUGCCAACACCAUGAUAAAUACUAUAUUUAAUUUUUCAGCUGGUUGUGCUGAAGAGGGAGUUGCUGAUUCACUUGAUGACACUCUGGGAGAGAAAACUCUGGAUGAGACUCUGUAUGCCUCUGAGGUAAGAGCAAGAAAAGCGUUACUUUCUAUGAUUUUUUUAAAAAUAACCCAGGGUUUCUUCAUUGCUGCUCUCUCUGCCAUCUGUUUCUUACAUAUUGUAUCCUUCCAGGCCAGAGACAACACCACAGAGAAAGUGCAUGUGACUGUGCUGUCCUCCAGCGAUCACUCAGACAUCGUGACUCUGCAAGACUUGAAGGAGGAUGAGCACGCUGAGGUGGAGGAGGUGGCAGCAGCCAGUGGGGAGCUCUACAUGGGGACCUCCUGCAGCAGCCAGUACGCCUUUACUGCCACAGAGACUGGUAGGGCUGCAGCACCACCCACCAACUGGCACAAUAGACUGUUUUUAGGCUCUAGAGACAUGUUUAGAUCAUGACCAAAAAGUCAAACAAGAGUAAACAAGACUUUUUUUCUCUCUACUUGUUUCUUACAUCUUGAAAGCAGGUUUGAAGUUGAGUCACUGGAAAGUUCCACAGAGCCUCCAGAAGCUAGGUUUCUAUUUGAGAAGUCAGCUCACUGGAGGUCGAUCUCUUCCAGGUGGCCAAAUUGAAUCUGGAGUGAAGCUAAUAUGAUACUAAGCUUGUUUAGCAGUGUACAGACCUAACUUGUCUGUGACUUGGCAUGUUGAUGAGAGCCAGCUGGGCCUUUUAUAAAAGCAUGUUUCACCAGAAAUCUACCGCAUGAUUUAGUUUUACCCCGUGUAUGUUUGUCAGUGUGCUUGUACAUCUGACCUUAGAAAAGAAAAGGUCAUAGAAAAGGUCUGAUUUACAGUGCUGUGAAAUUGGGGCUGGGCAAUAUAGCCUUUAACUGAUACCAUCAUAUUUUUAAGUUAUAUCACAAUAUACAAUAUUUACAGUAUAGCUUGAUAUUUUGAAAAGUCUUUUGAAUCACCAUAUCAAUGUUAAAGUCGUCUUUUUAAACAUGUUUGCAAAAAAGGGAGAAUCAAAAUCAAGUGGAACAGAACAAACUUUCUGUUUUGAGCUGCACAUUAGCUUUCAGCUGAUUAAAAUAAAUACUAGCCCAGUUGGCCCUCCUACUGUGGACUCGAAGUCCCUUAACUAAAACAGAGCUCACAUCAACAAAAAAGCCCAUUCAACAUCAGAAAGACUUUUAUAAAUGAUAUAAAAGUACAUUUAAGUGAUUUGUUUUUCUGCUUGAUCGUGUUUGUAACAACAGAUCAUUUAAAAAAUUGUAUGUUAACCACAGGAGCAGAGGUCCAGGCUGUAAUCAAUAACAGUAUUAUCAGAGGAGGACUGGAGGCAUGUUUGUGUGCGUGUCGCUAGCAGAGUUUGUAAUAACACAGAAAACUGGAGUUUUUUUAAUCAUGACUGACCUCCCGCUGAGAGGAAUAAUGAGUGACACAAGUGACUCUGGUGUGAGAUUGACAUUGAUCCUGUAAUCUAUCUGACCCACAAAAAAGAAACCAGAGAUUUUUUGUGAAGAGAAUAUUUUGGUUAAAACUCUUCAUUGUUCCAAAAGCAUGUUAUAAGAGAAUAUGUUCAGUUAUCAUUUUGCAUUAAUAGAUGAUAAUCUGCAUGACUAACCUCACCUGUGAGUGAGUGCUUGUCCUUUUUUUCUUGGUAAAUCUUCCUGGUAAACUUUCUUCACGAUACACUCUGUAACCAAACUUGUGUUUCUGUAGUUUUCCCAGCGCAGCAGCCUGCAGUGACAAACUCCAGCAGCAGUGAAGAUGAAGCAGAAAGAAGCCCAAGUACUGUAGUCAGAAGACGAAGGUUGAGAAAGAGUAUUGCAAGCAUCCCAACUGAGCCUGAGGAGGAGGGUGUGCAGGAAUCUGGCCACAGUGAGGAGGAGGAGGAAGAGGAGGUCAAAAGACAGGAGGAGCAGACAGAAGUUUGUCCUGCUGCUGCUCCGGUUGUGAGAAUGAAAAAACAUGGAAGCAGCAUCCUCAACAAGUGUAUCCUGAUUGCCCUCGUUGUCGCCAUCAGCAUGGGCUUCGGCCAUUUCUAUGGUAAGAAGUUCACCAUUGAAGCAAAAGAUUUCUAAAGUAGUUUUUGACUAUUUUAGAGUAUUAAAGGAGGAAAAGAAAUUUACAGAUUACCACUGUGGUGGCAGAUGAAGUGGAUUUUUACACAAACACGCACAAAUACAAAGAUCUAGCAAUAUUAAAGCUUUGUUUCAGUCUAGAGUUAAUCUUUUUUUCUGUGAAAUGUAAACUGUCUUUGUCCAUGAGUGGAUUUCGACUGAAGAUAUUCAAAUUAGAUCUGUAGGAGUGUCAGAUUGAGUACCUGUCAGUAAUUCUCUGAUUGCAGUUUACAUUAAUGUAGUUGAAAAUUCUCUGUGUCCCUAACAAGGGUUGUUUUUGACCCGCCUCCUCACUUAAGCAAUAACAGCAGGUGCAUGAGUUAUCUCGGGAGACUCUUAUCUCAACGUUACGCUGACUUAGUCGAGUUUGUAGGUUUUGUACCUGUCCCACUUUUGCUCCUCUUUGUUUUCUCUUUAGAUGUUUGCAGGUAUCACAGACCACUGCAGAAGACUGUGUCGCUUUUAAGUUGUAAUAAGUUUCACAUGUUAUGAAUCUUCCAGGCACUGUCCAGAUUCAAGAAAGACAAAAAACUGUGGAGAAAACCAGAGUGAAUGAGUUUGAUGGAGUGAGAGAUCUGCUUCACCAACACAUGAAGGAACAACCUUUAACAAACCAGGUCAGUACCAGGCCAUGACUCAACAAUGGUAACACAACUACUGCUGCAGGACAUCCAUAAAAAUCACCUUUAGUCAUUGUUGACCAUACUUUAGAGUUUAAAAGAGCUUCUUUGAUGCAAAAUACACGUUUCCAGGUGAAUAUUCAGUCUUUAGAAACCCUUUAAAGAGCCAAUUCAGCAGAAAUGAAAUGUGAAAUGUCACUCUUACUUAGAGUUGUUGGUUCUACCCCGGUCUUUAAGAAUUCUCAUUAAUUAUCAUGUGUUUUAGUGUUAAAUAUCUAGUAUUUAAUACAAUUUAAUGAUAUCAUUUCACCAUCAACAGUUAUGACAAGUAUAACAGAAAAUAAUGGUCAAUUUUAUCUUCCUUUCAUCGCUCAGCUACAGAGGGAUGACUUCAGCCUGGACGACCUCGAUGAGCACAAAGUGAUUACGCUGCUUACAGAGGUGAUCGAGAAAAUCAAGAAAGAGAACCAGGAGCUCAGCGACAAACAGGCACAGACUCAGGUAGUUUGAAGCAGCUGCAAGGAGCUCACAUUUUGAUAAGAUUUCUGCAGUGUCCCUGUUUGGACGUGCGAGAUAAGAUACGUCGAACUAUGUAAUAUAAACAACAUUUGAACUUGAACACCUGCUCAGAAGAAGAGGAAAGUUUCCGGUCCCUUUUUAAAUUCUCAGAAUUUGCUAAAUGCUAAAUGACCAAGUUGUUGAGCCAGUUCUUUGCUCUUUGUCUCGUUGCUGAUUCAAUUUUGUAACGUAUGAAUCUCCUGCGUCAUUUUUAUUGGCAAAGUGCCAAACUUUUCAAGCGAUAAUGGAAAAACAAGCUCUUCUGGUAGAGAGGUGUAAAUCUUCCUUUCAGAGCCCAUAACACUUUUGUCUUGUAAAGGUCUUAUAAAGGCGUCAGUGUCAUUCUGAGAUGGUUUCAUACGGGUUGUAGCUUUUUUUAUAAACAAGAAAAACAGUAAAGAAAAAUGUUGUAGAUAAUGAAAGCUUAGAGGUUGGAUAUCUUAAAGUAAAAAAAAAAAAAAAAGAUUUAUCUACUUGCGUUUUAUUGUGAUAUAUAAAGGCUGAAUAGUUUGUGUGAACCUUGUGAUCAUCCCAUUUUUAACAACAGAACUUUUCUUCUUAUUUCCCUCUUUUCUCUUGAAGCUCCAGAGGAAAGACCUGGAAACGCUGCUAAAACAGAAGACCAAUGAGAGAAGUAACAUCUUGACUCAGCAGCAGAGGUUGACAGCUGAGAACCAGCUGCUGAAAAGCUCCCUGGAACGAGAAGAGAAGUCCUUAUCCACCUUACAGGAGGAGCUGAGAAACCUGCGCACUAAGAUCAGAGAGCGGGAGGUGACAGGAGCUGUAGCAGACUCGCUGCUGACAGAAAACCAGAGACUGAAAGACCAGCUGGAGGAAGGGAAACGGAUGAUCCGUAAUCAGAGGGAAGACAUGAUGGUUGAAGCACAGAGACUUAGGAAGAAGCUUGAAAAGGAGAAGAAGGUGACCGAUGAGCUAAGACGAGAGUUAAACCUGCUGAGAAGUCACGUCUCUGAAACCGAAAAAGACGGAGGUUCAGAGUCAGAGGAGCUGCAGUCACGUCUGAUGGACUUGGAGAAGAGAUUAAGCUUUGAGCAGCAGCGCUCUGACCUGUGGGAGAGGCUGUAUGUGGAAACCAAAGAAGACAGAGCCAAAGGAGACACAGAGUCUAAGGUGAAAAAAACAAAGGAAGGCAUGGCAGGCAAAGUGAAAGAGACAUUUGACGCUGUGAAGAACUCCACCAAAGAGUUUGUCCAUCACCACAAAGAGCAGAUAAAGAAAGCAAAAGAAGCUGUAAAGGAGAACCUGAGGAAGUUUUCAGAUUCUGUCAAACUAACUUUCCGACACUUCAAGGACUCGGCCUCAACCUUCAUCAACAAAGCCCGAGGUUUCUAUGAAAAGAGACGUGGAGAGAAGUAUUCGAAGGAGCAGUACAGGUUCAAGCCUCAUCACAGACACUCGCACAAAUUCGACGACUCCUUCCACAGCGAUCACAACACUCGUAAACCAGGAGACAAAUUUCACCAAGACCAACAACCUAACACCAACAAGGCCACCUACAAAGGGUGCUCAGGGGUGUUUGACUGCGCCUACCAGGAGUCCAUGAGUCUCUUUAACAAAGCCACAGAGCCAAUCAGAGCAGAUGAAUUUUAUCAGCUGAUGCAGAGCUACCUGCAGCAAGAGGUCGACCACUUCCACCACUGGAAAGAGCUGGAGAAGUUCAUCAACAGCUUCUUCCGAAACGGGGUGUUCAUCCAUGACCGCAUGCUAUUCACAGACUUUGUCAGCGGUGUGGAGGGCUAUCUGACCGACAUGCACGAGUAUCACGGCCUUGAUGACAAUGUGUUUGAAGAUCUGGAUGAUUACGUUUACCGGCACUUCUUUGGAGAGGCUUACACUAAAAGUUAUGGACCUAAGUAAGUCUCCAAAGGUACACAGUACAUUACUAAAAUGAUUCUUUUAUUGGAAACUUCUGCAUAAUAAUCUAGAAGUUAUUUGUAAAUAACGAUUUUUGAGGAGACUUCAUUGAAUAUGUACACUUGGCCUUACCUGGUGUCUUUAAGUGACUAGUGGUCAUGCUCUUUUCAUCAAAUACACUUUUUGCCAAACUCAGGAUUUGAAAAGACCCCUCUGCUUCACGCCUCGGUCCCCCUCAGGGUUCCUAUCCUUCUAACAACCUGCUCACUAUCCUUUAUCUUUAGAGUUGCUCUCAGCUCAGUCAGCUACAACAUUAUUUGUUUUGUGGUUAUAAUGUCUGUCAUUAUGCUGCAGUAGACUGUAUUGUAUCAUUCAAACGACCCAAUGUUCAUGUUGUUUCUGCUUUGUGUUUAAAUCUCACAGUGGGCCGUUUGAGAGGCCUGACGACUCAAAGGACUCCUCCAGAGCAAAGCAUCACCAGAGAAAGCACCAGCGAGCCAAAUCUCGUUCACACAGCGAGCGCAAGUGGAGCCGAUCAGGGAGAAAUGCAGACAGACACAUGGCUGAUGUCAAAAUAGAACUGGGUCCGAUGCCGUUUGACCCCAAAUACUGA
Molecule: messenger RNA, 41466 nt
Organism: Xyrichtys novacula (pearly razorfish)
Lineage: Eukaryota; Metazoa; Chordata; Actinopteri; Labriformes; Labridae
Source: the annotation of a GenBank genome assembly